Molecule: messenger RNA, 1140 nt
Organism: Penicillium paradoxum
Lineage: Eukaryota; Fungi; Ascomycota; Eurotiomycetes; Eurotiales; Aspergillaceae
Exons: 1
Coding region: 1-1140 (379 amino acids)
Source: RefSeq, a predicted model, not a curated record
AUGAGUGAUCUUCUUGAGACCCCGGGACGCCAAGCGGGAGAGAAUCCUGUACUUAAUCCUGGCCUUGAGCUGGUUAGGCUGGAAUCUCUCUACAAAGAACUGGCCAAGAUUUCUCUCUCGCUGGCGACACUUUCUUUGAGCCGGAUAGGAUCUCUGCACAAGAAUGACGAUUCUAUAUGGGAAGCGUCACGUCGGCCGUUAACCUACUCUAUGAACGAAAUUGUUCAGUUAGGGACGCUCCCUCGAUCAGGACUACCGACUACCACAUAUGACAAAGCUUCUUCAUACUUUGAAGCCCUGGCGGAGUUGCAUCUUUCACACCUCAAAAGCCAAAGGAAUGAGGCAGAUAUUGAGGCAGAUAUUGACAUUGAUGUCCUAGCUGAUAAUUUCCGGCGCAAAUUUGUUGCUAGAUUUCUCUUCCGAAAAGUGGUUCGAGACCCGGAGCAAAGGCAGCAAUGGAUAUUGCAGGAUAAUGGCCCAUUUCCAGUAUGGUGUGACGAUUUUCGACCCGAAAAUGUUCUGAUUGAUGAAACCGAGAAAGUUAUUGGAGUCGUCGAUUGGGAGUUUACCUAUGCUGCUCCGGUUGAAUUUACUUAUGCACCACCUUGGUGGCUGCUUCUUAAAAAGCCAGAAGAUUGGCCUGGGGGUCUAGAUGAAUGGUGUGCAGAGUAUGAGAAACCGCUUCAGACGUUUCUUGGGGCCAUGCGGAAAUGCGAGGAUGAGGCAAUUCAGAAAAAACAGCUACUUGAGAGCCAGCGGCUGUCUAGUCAGAUGCGGGACAGCUGGCAGAGUGGAAACUUCUGGAUCAUGUAUGCUGCAAGGCAAAAUUUUGCUUUCGAUGCCAUAUACUGGGAAAAGAUUGAUCAGCGGUUCUUUGGGAAGACACAAGAUGCAGACGACAAUACUUGCGAUGUUUGGCGCAAGAGGCUUCAUCUCUUAGAACCCGGAGAGAAGAAUCUGAUGGAGGAAUACGUGGCUUUGAAGCUCAAAGAGAGGAGCAUAGGACGUCUCACUUGGGAUCCAGAUGAGUACACUGUGGGAUGGAUUCAACGGAUGAAGGAGAUCAGAUGGAAGGAGAUGGAGAGGGAAGAGAAGGAAAGGGUAGAGAGGGAGAGGAUGGAGAUCUGUGCUGAAUCGUAA